AUGGUUGACGAAGACGGUGCCAUGUCAAAGAUUAAUCACCUCCGAUUUCAAGUUCUACAGUUCGAGCAAGUGUACUAUCAGGAUGCUAUAACAGUUACCAGUAAAGGUCUGCAAAUGGAGUUGGUAAAGAUUCUAACUGUUUUCACCUUGAUUGACAUCUCAUGCAACAAGUUUAGUGGAUCAAUACCUGAGGAUAUGGGAGAACUGAAAUCCCUCUAUGGCCUCAACUUGUCCAGUAAUGCUCUCACUGGCUCAAUCCCAUUGUCAUUAGGCAACCUACGACAACUUGAAUCGUUAGACCUUUUGGACAACAGAUUGAGAGGAACAAUUCCAUCAAAGUUUUCCAAACUUAAUUUCCUCUCAUUCCUGGAUCUCUCGAACAAUCGACUAGUCGGGAAGAUUCCAACCGGCACUCAGAUUUAG
This is a messenger RNA of Pyrus x bretschneideri (Chinese white pear), 423 nucleotides long. Its product is annotated as putative receptor like protein 25. The transcript has a single exon. Gene Ontology annotation, molecular function: protein binding. Lineage: Eukaryota; Viridiplantae; Streptophyta; Magnoliopsida; Rosales; Rosaceae. The coding region runs from base 1 to 423 and encodes 140 amino acids. The record is from RefSeq and is a predicted model, not a curated record.